Molecule: messenger RNA, 3006 nt
Organism: Kazachstania africana CBS 2517
Lineage: Eukaryota; Fungi; Ascomycota; Saccharomycetes; Saccharomycetales; Saccharomycetaceae
Gene: ECM21
Product: Ecm21p
Exons: 1
Coding region: 1-3006 (1001 amino acids)
Biological process (GO): ubiquitin-dependent endocytosis
Cellular component (GO): cytoplasm; plasma membrane; cytosol
Molecular function (GO): protein-macromolecule adaptor activity; ubiquitin protein ligase binding
Source: RefSeq, a predicted model, not a curated record
AUGAGUUCCGCCGGUAACAGCAACAGUGGUUCAAGUAUUACCAGACAACAAUCAAAGAAAAUACCAAAGAGCGCCCUGAAUAGUCAUACCAACAGAAGAGGUACCUCCACAAUAAGAAGUACGCUAGCACAAUUACUAUCAGGUCCCAGUGAGAACGAGUCCCAGCCUCCUAACUUAAGGAGAUACAAGAGUAUAGAUUACGGAACAACUAAAUUACAGCGUCAUUCAACUAACGUAUCACUGCCCGCAGAGCAUCCUCACGCUGAUACUUCAUUGAGGCGACACAGUACUACGCCAAUUAUGCACAAUGAGGCUAAUACGAAUAACUCUAGUCAUCUCAGUGAUGAGCCUCCCACUGAAGAAAAUGCCUUUGACAGCGAGGAAUUCUUGGGGCAAUAUUUGAAAGAUAGAGGUUUCUUGGAUCCAAAGACUUUAUCUCAUGACAAACAGAAUGGGAAUAAGAUUAUGGUUGCAACGACAGGUGACAGUAUCUUUCUACCAACUUCAUCAUUGAAUGAUGAUGAAUAUUUGAUGAGAUUGAAUGGGUUAACCGAGGGGGAUAAUAAUCUCGAAACCGAUCUCCUGAAUGAUGAUAAUGACGAAGGUUCAAACAGUAAUAAUAAUAAUAAUAAUACUACUACUACUACUAAUAAUAAUAAUAAUAAUAAUAAUAACAAUAAUAACAACAGCACAGCUCGAAGAAGCCUCGAAACACAUAUUGAUAGUUCCAUUCGUUCCUCUGCACUGGAUAUAGCGACACAAGAUGAAACGAAUGAUGAGUCAUUUGAAGUUGAUAAUAAUACAAUGGUUCCCUAUACCGUUGCAGUCAUUCUAUCAUUACAACAGACAACUACUUUCUCUGAAAUUAAAGUUGAAUUAAGUUCAAAAGUUAGAGUCUUUUGGAGUAAUGGUGUCCCUCCAACCAAAGAUUUCACAGAAGAAUUUUAUAAUGCAGGUUCGAUGUCCUGGUCAUUAAAUAGUGAAAAUUAUAAUCUUUAUAUUCCAUCGAAUGUCAAUGUGACUGACAGGCAUAUCAUAGAAAAUAAUAGAAAUAACAUAGAAGGAAGAUUAUUUAAGAAUUUACCAGUUGAAGAGAGAGAGUACAUAGAUAAUACUAAAACGAAAGAACUUCUCUUCAAUAAAAUCAAUAAGAGUGAAUCAAACAGUAUGAAACCGGGUGUUUAUAUUUUUAUCAUCCCCAUAAUUUUUCCAAACGCAAUUCCUGAAUCCAUUUAUUUUCCCUCUGCCAGAGUGAUUUAUAAAUUGAAAAUAGGUACUAUUAUUGCAGGAAAUAACAAUAAUCAAUUUGAGAAUAACGAAAAGAAUCUCUCGACAAGUUCUUUGGUUAAGACAGAAGCGGAAGACUCUCUAUCUGAUAAGAGUCAUAUCAGAAGAUUAAGUUUAACUGAUGAACUAGGUAAUAAAUCCUUUCUGAAAAAGGUUACGAAGCAUUUACACCUUUCGCCAACUAAGAACAAUGAUGUGACAGAUUUAUCAAAAUUAAAACCACAUAAUAUGAUCUUCCUAGAACAUCCAAUCAACAUUGUUCGAACACCGCCUCCUAUUUCAAUAUCGACUGCAAAUAAACCAAUUUAUAUUAAUAGAGUUUGGACAGAUGCAUUAUCUUACGAAAUAUCAUUUGCACAAAAGUACGUUUCUCUGAAUAACUACGUUCCCAUCAAGAUUAAGCUAGCUCCCUUAAUGAAGAACAUAUGUAUCAAGAGAGUUAGGGUAAGCAUUACUGAAAAGGUGACUUUAGUGAGUAAAAAUUAUGAAUACGAAUAUGAAGAGAUUGAUUUUGUUUCCAAGGAUCCAUAUAAUCCUUACUACUUGGAAUUUAAUGCAAAGAAACGUAAAGAACGUUGCUUGAACUUAUUAGAAAUAAGAACCAAAGAGAAAGGUUCCAAGGCAUUGAAAGAAAUCAUUGUUGGCAAUACGAAUAAUGAUAAUUUAAUUUCCUAUAGUUUAGCUAGUGAAGAAAGGGAUUCUAUUGAUAUAACAGAACCUGUAACAUUUGAGACAAGUUUAUUCUUUCCCAAAUAUGAGGAAUUGGAUAGGAAAGCAGCCAAAAUGGUGCCACCUUAUGGUAUUGAUUUUUAUACAUCGAUAACAAAUCCUUCAGCUUUAUCCACUUUAAAUGCCGUCAAUGAUAAAUCGACACAACGUCGUAAAUCCGGGGUAAUUGGGUUAUUAUCUAAUGGAAUAAAUUCUGUUAAAAAUGGAUAUUCUGAGAGCGGUAGAAGAAAUUCUAACGUACCACAUUAUCCACCUGGUGUUAAAGAGACCAAAAUUAAGACUAAUUCAGGUAUACCUGUGAAAUUUUUCACAAAAUUAAAGAAUGCAAGAAGAGGACUCUAUUUUGACAGUCUUCAUUUUAGUAACAUUCACGCGAGCCAUAAGCUGGAAAUAAUGUUAAGGAUAAGUAAGCCGGAUUCAGAGGGGUCGUCAAAAUUAAGACAUUAUGAAGUAUUGAUUGACACGCCGAUUUUCCUGGUUUCUGAAUUAUGUAAUAGUGGUAAUAUGGAAUUACCAACGUACAAUAUGGCAAUCAACAGUACAACUAGUACAAAUCCACAUCAUGGGCAAAUUGAUAUGAUGACACCACCGCCCACUUUUGAGGAGGCCAUGUCAGUUCCUGCGUCGCCUAUUGGGUCGCCCACCUUAGUAGCGUCAUAUGAUCCGGAUUCAUUGUCGAUACAACAACUAAAUUUAUCGAGAGCUACCUCUGUCAGUGCAACGAUGUAUUCUGAUUUACCAGAAGUGGCAAAUGGAAUAAGAAAUUCGGUGACGUCGACUAUGAGGACCCAAGUCGAAGAGGAUGAACCUGGUGAACCAAGAAAUAACGCAUUGUACAAUAAUUUGGAUAGAGUAUUAUCUGAACAUGAACCGUCGCAUGGACUAUUUAAGAAAGGAUAUUCGUUGAAUCCCAGUAGAGAAGAAGGAGAAGAAGGAGAAAGUGACGAUGUUUCUUCAGAACCGCCUGCAUACAAUACAAUAUCAAAUUAG